Manihot esculenta (cassava) is the source of this 1754-nucleotide messenger RNA. RefSeq names its product xanthotoxin 5-hydroxylase CYP82C4. Gene Ontology annotation, molecular function: heme binding; oxidoreductase activity, acting on paired donors, with incorporation or reduction of molecular oxygen; iron ion binding. The transcript is spliced from 2 exons. The record is from RefSeq and is a predicted model, not a curated record. Gene Ontology annotation, biological process: defense response to other organism. NCBI's taxonomy places the organism in Eukaryota, Viridiplantae, Streptophyta, Magnoliopsida, Malpighiales, Euphorbiaceae. The coding region runs from base 19 to 1602 and encodes 527 amino acids.
AAAUGUUUCAGUCAGUACAUGCAACUCCAAGCUCAACCCUUCAGAACCAUCAUGGAUUUCUCUUCUAAUCUCAUUGCAAUUCUUGGGGUUGUAGCUCUACUGCUGCUUCGUAAUCUAUGGAGGGCAAAAAAUAAGAAAAAGAUCAAGGGCAAGUUAGUCCCAGAAGCACCAGGUGGCUUACCGAUCAUCGGCCACCUCCAUCAACUUGGCGGCAAGAAAUCGCUUGCCAGAACCUUGGGAGAGAUGGCUGAUAAAUAUGGUUCCAUCUUCUCCCUGAGGCUUGGAGUGCACCGCUCAGUUAUAAUCACCGAUCACCAGGCGAUGAAGGACUGUUUCACCACCAAUGACAAGCUUUUUGCCUCUCGCCCACAUUCCAGUCAAGCUAUCCAUGUCGGCUACGACUAUGCAUCGUUUGGCUUCGCUCCUUACGGUACCUAUUGGCGCAAUAUGCGUAAAUUGGCUACCAUUGAGCUCCUGUCGAGCCACAGGACUAAGAUAUUGAAUUAUGUUCAGAUAUCGGAGGUGAACUACUUGGUUAAAGACUUGUACUUGCAUUACAAGAACAACGCGAAUGCUAAGAUCAACAUGAGUGAACGUAUCGAGCAUUUGAUCUUGAAUAUGGUUACCAGGAUGGUUGCAGGGAAGAGGUUCUUCGACGGCAAUAAAGAAGCAAGGAGCGAAUCAGGUCGUCCGAUUGGGGAAAUUAUCAGGGAGUUUAUGUUCGUGACAGGAGCUCUUGUUCCUGGAGAUUUAAUUCCAUUCCUGGGAUGGUUGGAUAUUGGAGGAAUUGUUAAAACCAUGAAGCGUGUAACCAAGGAAGUUGAUGUAAUUGUGGAGAGCUGGAUUGAAGAACACAAGAAGAAAACAGAAAACGAAGCCAAAAAGGACUUCAUCGAUGUUAUGCUUUCGGUUGUGGAAGAUGAACCCUCAAUGAAGCUUAAACGUGAAACGAUCAUCAAGGCCACAACAACAGCUAUUAUUCUCGCAGGCUCUGAUACUACAGCAAUCACGACAAUAUGGGCCUUGUCGAGCUUGGUGAACAACAGGCAAGCAUUGGAGCGUGCCCAACAAGAGAUUGACGAGAAAAUUGGCAGGGAUCGCUGCGUACAAGUCUCUGACGUCGACAAAUUGGAGUACUUGUCGGCUAUCAUCAAAGAAACCUUGAGAUUAUAUCCUCCAGGUCCACUAGGAGUUCCACGAGAGGCAGCUGAAGAUUGUUUCAUAUCUGGGUAUUUUAUCCCUAAAGGCACUCGUAUAUUCACACACUUGUGGAAGUUGCAUAGAGAUCCAAAAGUAUGGAAGGAUCCUGAAGCAUUCAUUCCAGAAAGAUUUCUGACAACCAAUGCAAAUUUGGAUGUAACUGGUCAGAAUUUCGAGUAUUUACCAUUUAGUGCAGGAAGAAGAUCUUGUCCAGGGAUGAACUUGGCAAUGCAAGUGCUGCACUUGACUCUUGCGAGGUUGAUUCAGGCAUUUGACUUAAAAACGCCGGCAAAUGAGCCAGUGGACAUGACUGAAGCGCAAGGAAUAGUGAUGCCAAGGCUAACUCCACUUGAAAUUGUUGUCGUCCCACGCCUUGAUCCUGAAUUUUAUGAGCGAGAGUAGAUUGUGGGAAUAUUGGUAUUAGCUAAAUAAAGAGCGAUGUUAGUAAUGAACAAUUAUCUAGUUGUAACUUGUAAUGAUCAUGCAUAGUUUUCACAUAUUUUAAAUAAAAAUCUAUGUUAUGUCCUUGUAAUAAAGUUCAAAUUUGUCCUUUA